This is a messenger RNA of Lathyrus sativus (Indian pea), 1500 nucleotides long. The record is from the annotation of a GenBank genome assembly. NCBI's taxonomy places the organism in Eukaryota, Viridiplantae, Streptophyta, Magnoliopsida, Fabales, Fabaceae.
AUGGCAACUUCAGAGCAGCUAGCUCCAACCAAAACUCCGGCUCCUGAUGUUGUUGGUCAUGCCUUUGUUGAUCAGUACUAUCAUAUGUUGCAUGAAAGCCCUCAGCUGGUACAUAGGUUUUACCAAGAAGUCAGUAAGCUUGGUCGUCCUGAACCAAAUGGGAUAAUGGGAAUCACUACCACAAUGACUGAAAUUGACAAGAAGAUACUAUCAUUGGGUUACAGUGAACUUAAUGCAGAGAUUGUAUCUGUGGAUGCACAAGAGUCCUAUGGUGGGGGAGUCAUUGUCUUGGUGACUGGGUUUAUGACAGGAAAGGAUGAUAUUAAACAGAAAUUUACUCAAUGUUUCUUCCUUGCUCCUCAAGAGAAAGGCUACUUUGUUUUGAAUGAUGUUUUCAGAUAUGUUGAUGAAAAUGGAAUCAAAGAGUCUGAUCAUGAAAUUGUAUUACCUGCUUCUACUGACAAUGUGUCAGAUCCACCUGUGCUAGAGACACAAGUUCCAGAGCAAAUAUCCGUGACUGUUGAGGGUGUUGCUGGGGAAGAAGUUUACAAUCCUGAAAAUGAGCAAGUGUCGGUUGAAGAAGAGGAAGUUCCUGUUGCUGAGGUUCUUGAUGAAAUUCCCGAUGAUUCACAGAUGGUAUCUGGUUUGGUAUCCCAAAUUGAAGAAGUACCAAAGAAGUCAUAUGCCUCUAUUGUUAAGGUAAUGAAAGAGGGUGCAGUACCAUCCUCUAUAGUGACAGCUGUUUCUGUGAAAUCUGUCCGUAAGAUUCAAGAACAUCAGAGCACCACUGCACCUCCACCAUUCAGCGGGCCAGAAACAAAUGGUUCUAGUAUAAACACUAAUGAAGGUGGAAACAAUCAAGAAACUGAAGCUGAGGGCUAUUCAAUUUAUGUGAAAGGGCUGCCUGGAAAUGCUACACCCGCACUUCUUGAGAACGAGUUCAAAAAGUUUGGCCCUAUUAAAAGUGGAGGUAUCCAAGUUAGGACGCAAAAGGGAUUUUCCUUCGGCUUUGUGGAGUUUGAAGUGUUAAGUGCUGUGUAUAAGGCACUCGAGGUUUCACCAGUUCUGAUCAAUGGCCGUCAAGUUAUUGUCGAGGAAAAGAGAUCAACUAAUCGAGGUUAUAGAGGACGAUUCUCGUCUGGAAGGGCACCUGGAUUCAGGGGUGAGGGAGGAACAAGAGGACGAGGAAACUAUGGAAAUGGCCGAAGUUUUGGUCGUGGAGACUUCAACGGUCGUGCAGACAUUAACGGCCACGGAGACUACAACAGUCGUGGAGACAACGGGCGCGGAGACUUCAACGGACAUGGAGACUUUAAUGGAAGAGGUGAAUAUGGAUAUAGGAAUGGUAACCGGGGAGGAUUUUCAAGCCGUGGAGGUGAUGGGUAUCAGAGAAACGAUCAUAUGGGAACCAAUGGUGGCCGCAUGAAUCGUACUGGCGUGUCUUCUGUUAACUCGGCACCCAAAGCUACUGCUACUCAGCGUGUUCCUGCCUCUGAUUGA